AUGGGAGUUGAUCCUGAUGAAAGGUUGAUUGCCGAGAUUGAUCGGGAGCUCAUGCAUAGUGAAGUGCACAUCGAUGAUACUUAUGACACAAGUACCGAUGAUGACGAUGCUACGCAAGGAGCAAUUAUUAGAGACUCUAUAGCAUCUAGCAUCGUGUCUGAUAUUGGGCUGAGAGGUUUGACAAUCAUCAAGAAUCUAGAAAAGCAAGAGGGUUCUAAAUGCCACAAGGGUGUUGGGAUGAUAGCAAGGUCUAUUGCAAGUAAAACCAAAGGCAACCAAGCACAUGAUUUUGGAAAGAAAUAUGGGAAGGGUCCAACUAAUGAUACUAUGAAUGGUAGUGGUGCAAUGAAAUCUUGA
Messenger RNA from Ilex paraguariensis (yerba mate), 357 nucleotides. Lineage: Eukaryota; Viridiplantae; Streptophyta; Magnoliopsida; Aquifoliales; Aquifoliaceae. The record is from the annotation of a GenBank genome assembly.